UUUAACAGAGAACUGGUGAACUAAUAUUGUAAUAUAUGUAUAUUUAAAAUGCAUACAUGGAUCUGUCAGUGUUUAUACAUUUAACAAUUUGUUAUUUUAUGCACAAAAACUGUGUGUAACAAAGUAUGGCAGUAUAGAUCACCCUACAUUUACGUUACUGUAGGCCCAGUGUAAUAUGCAACCGAGUUUAAUACAAUAAGGUAUGGGGCCCCUGCACUGUCUCUGUCAGCAAAGGGGUCCUUGGCCUGAAAAAACGUUGAAGACCGGCUUUGGAGCCAAUAAUAGAAAUGAAAAUGAAAAGGAAAGAGGUCAGAUGAGUAGCGUCUGUCAUGUGUGUUAUAUUUCUACAGGGGAACAUUGUUUAUGACUCUAUGACAAGUAAUAAAUGCAGACUGUGUCUGUCGGUUCGUGGGGAAGAGGAGGGGGCGGGGCGACCGGAGCACGAUGUGCAUGACGCGCCGGCCGCGCGCUGCAUGCCGGGAUAUGCGACGCUCUUGUUUACAAGGUGGCAGAGGAGGAUGACUCGUCUCCACUCAAAAACCAGAACCUUCGACUUGUGACUGUUCGUUCCCGACGCCGUCCUUCACGCGUGGAAGCUGUUCCGCACCGGAGCCGCCGAACGACCCCCGCACCGCACCGGACCGGAACCGCCGCUGUCCCACUCGACACGGGGGCUUUCGUUUUCUGCAGCGUCACCGACAGACACACGGGACUGUCCCUCAAAUCACAGAGGAUCAACCGUUGGCCUGCAGGAGGAUCCUUGAAUCCAGCCGAAUGAACAGAGCGACCGCAAAGCAUCUCAUUGAGGGCUACUAUCGGCAGUUAACCCAAGGCUGUGGGAAUGGCGACUGCACGAAUGAGUUUUGCGCAUCGCACGGCGAUUUUCAACCUUUGGAUAACAACUCGGCAGCUGCCAAGGCGCUUGAGAUGUUUAAGAUUAACGCCAAACUCUGUCCUCGCCCCUCCAAGAGCGAAUCGGACCCCUCCCGCCCGGGCUCCAGCGCUGACGAAAGGAUGAGCGAUAUUGACCUUUCCUCUGCCAAGGAGGACUUCUCGGAUGUUCAUUAUCUCACAGAGAACAACGUGUGUACGAUUCUGAGUUUCUGCGAGGAGGAAGGGGACUACUCUGCCCUCAUCCGCGUCAUAGGUCGGGUGUUUUCCAGUUCAGAGGCUCUGAUGAAGAGUUUUAGGAAGGAUGAGCCAAAUGCAACCGAACUCGUGGACUCUUGGACGCCAACAGGUGUGGACAAGGACGAGGAGCAGAGUGAGCAAUCCUCGGAGACGACCAGGGCUUCCUCUUCAACUGCUUCACCAGACGAGUCUCCCAAAGAAGACCAUGGCCCCUGCGAGGUCACUGUGGACAUUGACGCAGUGAGGAGGGUCUACGACCGACUUCUAACCAUUGACCAACUGGAGGCGUCUCUUGUGAACGCUCUUGUUUACCUCACCCCGAAUAUGGUGCUCGACCUGGAUUACCUCGAUGUGUACGAAACGACCCCAGAUUACCUGAACAUCUUUGUCAUCGUGAUGGAGAACGGUAACCUUCACAGUCCAGAGUACCUCGAGGUGGCACUGCCACAGUUUUGCAAAGCGAUGAGCAAACUGCCGGUGACUGCACUCGCGAGGCUCUCCAGACUCUGGUCGACGUACGGCCUCCCGCACAUCCGCCGCAUGAUGGAGACCUUCCAGCAGCUCAUCACGUACACGGUCGUCAGCAAUGAAUACAACGCGCAAAAUCUGGUCAACGACGAUGACACCGUGGUGGCUGCCACCCAGUGUCUUAAGGUCGUCUUCUACGCAAACAUCCUGGGUGGCGACGUGGAUGUGGAGCACAACGACGAGGACGAGGACGACUCCGAGUCCGAUGAGCUCUCCCUCCACGAGCUGCUGGGCGAGGAGCGGCUCUAUAAGAAAGGUCCUCGGAUCGAUCCUCUGGAGAGGGCGCUGGGAGUUCGGACUAUAGACAGCAUCAGGCCGCUCAUCCCAUUCGAGGACUUUGUCAACGAGUCCGUGAACGACGUCGUGGAGAUGGACAAAGAUUUCACCUUCUUCAAGGUCAAUGCCGAAACAAAGUUUUCGUUCCAGAGCUGCCCCUUCAUCCUCAGCGUCAUCACCAAGAACCAGGGGCUUUACUAUGACAACCGGAUUAGGAUGUACAGUGAGAGACGUCUCACCGCCCUCUACAGCAUGGUGCAGGGCCAGCAGCCCAACCCUUACCUCAAGCUCAAAGUUCGUAGAGAUCACAUCAUCGACGACGCCCUCGUCAGGCUGGAGAUGAUCUCCAUGGAGAACCCAUCUGACCUGAAGAAGCAGCUGUUUGUCGAGUUUGAGGGGGAGCAAGGUGUCGACGAAGGAGGGGUGUCAAAGGAGUUCUUCCUGUUGGUCCUUGAGGAAAUUUUCAAUCUCGAUAUAGGAAUGUUCACCUACGACAGCGACACAAAACUUUUCUGGUUUAAUUCGUCCUCACUUGAGACGGAAGCGCAGUACACCCUAAUUGGCAUCGUCCUGGGACUCGCCAUCUACAACAACUGCAUCCUGGACGUCCAUUUCCCCAUGGUCGUCUAUAGGAAGCUCCUAGGCAAGAAGGGGACCUACCUGGACCUGUCAGACUCACAUCCAGCUCUCUACCAAAGUCUGAAGGGAUUGCUUGAAUACACGGGCAACGUGGAGGAGGACAUGGCGCUCACCUUCCAGAUAUCGCACACGGACCUUUUCGGAAACCCAAUAUUAUAUGACCUGAAGGAGCAGGGAGACCAGAUCCCUGUCACCAAGGAGAACAGACAGGAGUUUGUGGAUCUGUAUGCCGAAUACAUACUGAACAAGGGCGUGGAAAGACAAUUCAGAGCCUUCAAAAAAGGCUUCCUGAUGGUCACCAGUGAGUCCCCGCUGAAAUAUCUGUUCAGACCAGAGGAGGUAGAGCUGCUGAUCUGCGGAAGCCCGAAACUUGACUUUGAGGCACUGGAAAAGACCACGGAGUACGACGGGGGUUACACCAAAGAUAGUCAAAUUAUAAAAGAUUUCUGGGAAACGAUUCACUUGUUCGCAGAGGAGCAGAAGAGGCUGUUCCUCCAGUUCACCACCGGCACAGACCGAGCACCGGUCGGUGGCCUCGGCAAAUUGAAAAUGAUCAUCGCCAAGAACGGCUCGGACACGGACAGGCUGCCAACCUCUCACACCUGCUUCAAUGCACUGCUGCUCCCAGAAUACUCCUCCAAGGAAAAAUUAAAAGAAAGACUCCUCAAGGCCAUCACGUACGCCAAAGGAUUUGGGAUGCUGUGACAGAUCCACAGGGGAAUUUUAACAACAACAAAAAGGAAAAGGAGUAUCACAAAAAUACAGGGGUGAAAUGCCAUGAAACAAAAUGCUGCAGUAACCCUGUGCCUAAACUAACCUCUCUACCAGUCGAGCUCCGGGUUCGGCCUUUCACUCUGAGGCCUCGCUUUCUGUGAGAGUCAGAUUCUUAAGGUUUCCCCAAAGAGUUUAAACAUGGCACUUGAAUAAGUUAUUCUUUUUUCUGAGUAAACAUAAGAACAUUAUUCGUGAAACUGUGAAAGUGCACUUAUACACAGUGUUUUAGUGAAUGCCAGCACAUGCAUUAAUUGUUUGAUUUAAGUUUGACUAGAUUUGCAAUUGUUCACAAUGUAGCAGUAAUCAGUCCUGGGGCCCUUUCACUACAUCUGAAUGGACCGGGCAUCAUGGUGCUUCGUGGUUACGACUGUCAUUGAGGUGAAGCCUUUUUAUAUGACCGCUGAUCCACAAGGCCUCACCGACUGCUCUUUUUCUUUUUCUUUUUUUUAACCGUUUCCUGCCAGUGCGAGAACAAACUCACCUCUGAUCCUAAAGGUUAUUUUAAAGUAUCUCUGUGUUGUGCCUCUACGUGUUACGUUUGAAUAGAAUACUGCGUGUUGUGAAACGGUGACCCCGGGCAGAAGGCUGCGUCUUCGACAGUCCGCGGGGUCCCGGAAUGUAUUUUUCUGAUUUGUCGGUUCAGAUUUUCACUAGAGCUCGACCGAUGUGGAAUUUUUGCGGGCUAAUACUGAUAUAAGGGAGUAAAAGUUUACGAUACAGAUAUAUCCACUGAUAUAUAUAUAUAUAUAUAUAUAUAAAUUGGCAAUGAUUCUUAAGAUGACAUUAGCAAGCUUUUAUGACAGAUAAAUCUAAUAUUUUAUACUUAUAACCACAAACUGUGUUAUUAAUAACUAUGAAUAAAAAGGAAAACAACCAAAUAUAUCAAGUUGAAAUAAGAAAAUAAACGCACUUAUUUAUUUUACAUGAAAUGUAAACAUUAAUAUGCAUUGUUGUACUGUAAAAAUACCAAUUUUUCACAUAUACACAUAUUGCCGCAUAUCGGUCGGGCUCUAAUUUUCACAUGCUCAAAAGGUUUUUAUCUGUCCUCUUGGUUUGUUUGCUGUAAAGUGCCAUUGACCACGCGGCAGUACGUGUGGUCACCAAACGGCGAUGACUGUAUGUGCAAAGGAGUCACACGACAUGUUUUAUUUGGCCAAAUAUCUCAGGUACAUUAUUAACUAUGUGCAGAUAAUGUGAAACUCCCAAUGUUAAGCAACAAUUAUGCAAAGUAAAUAAAGCUUGUCUUGGAUAUUGAAAGAA
Molecule: messenger RNA, 4608 nt
Organism: Scophthalmus maximus (turbot)
Lineage: Eukaryota; Metazoa; Chordata; Actinopteri; Pleuronectiformes; Scophthalmidae
Gene: ube3a
Product: ubiquitin protein ligase E3A
Exons: 11
Coding region: 775-3279 (834 amino acids)
Biological process (GO): protein polyubiquitination
Molecular function (GO): ubiquitin protein ligase activity
Source: RefSeq, a predicted model, not a curated record